AUGGUCGUUCCAAUUCCACGGAUUUUGCCGAAAGAAUCUACAUCCCAGAAACAGGAACACAAAACGGCUAAGAUGGUCUCAUCAGAACACCAAAGAAGCCCCAAAUCUGUGCUGAAGAAAUCGUUUAGCACGCCAGACGCGGCUCAAUUGCAUAGAACUGCAGCGGAGGAAGCUCAGGUGCAACAAGUAUUGUCCGGAGAGAAAAAGCGCAACAAGCUUGGGUAUCACAGAACCUCGGUCGCAUGCAGUCAUUGUCGGCGAAGAAAAAUUCGAUGUAUUGCCUCGCCCGAUGCGCCGAACCGAUGUGUUAACUGUAUUCGGCUCAAAAAGGAGUGCAGUUUCUAUCCGCCAGACCAGCAGCAACCUGGCGCGGAAGGUCAACCAAAGGCUUCCUCACGGCAAAUCGGGGAACCGGGCGCCUCGUCAACUUCAUCUUCUCCAGCUGUUGGGGCAGGCAGUCCGGCAGACACACCGACGGCAAUGGGACGGGUCCAGAGAGCCAACAUGGAGAGGUUUUCUUUGGAUGCCAAUUGCAAUCAAUACACGUUUUCAAGUCAGGCACUCAACGAUUGGGCAUCAACAGACAUGAACUCAUCAAGCAGUGCGAAAUCCGAAGACAUGACGAUUCCAUGGCCUGCCUACCCAACGGAAUCGCCUGUAGAUGGACACUACUCGCAAUACACGCAGCCACCAUACGUAGCGCUGACCUGGACGUCAGGGGCAUCAGAGGCAGAAAGACACGACGAGAUGAACUGGGGGGACUAUCCAGCGCCGAUGCGAUCAAUUUCUUACGGCGGCGAAAAUGGCGAGAGCCAGCCCCAGGCCCGGUUUUUAUCAAUGGCCCAAGCACAAGGAUACGAUAGACGACAGUCUGGCAUGUCCGACGUGUACUCUCAUUUUCCGACAACCGUGGCGGGUGCUUCAGCGAAUCAUCUAAACGCACCCAGCCAGGCAGUCCCUGGAGCAGCAUUCUCACCCGAGGUCAACCUAUGGCAGACACAGCAGAGUGUAGCUUCUCAAGGCCAAACCGCUGCGUGGCAAUAUGCUCUGCCAGGCGCCAGCCAAGCUGUGAUGGUCGAUGAGCAUUGCGGGCUUCCGACAGUAACACAGGCUCCAUCGGGCGUCUAUUACUCCACCUAA
Ustilaginoidea virens is the source of this 1140-nucleotide messenger RNA. RefSeq lists its product as uncharacterized. The record is from RefSeq and is a predicted model, not a curated record. Gene Ontology annotation, molecular function: DNA-binding transcription factor activity, RNA polymerase II-specific; zinc ion binding. NCBI's taxonomy places the organism in Eukaryota, Fungi, Ascomycota, Sordariomycetes, Hypocreales, Clavicipitaceae. The coding region runs from base 1 to 1140 and encodes 379 amino acids. The transcript has 4 exons. Gene Ontology annotation, biological process: regulation of DNA-templated transcription.